Messenger RNA from Sorex araneus (European shrew), 12801 nucleotides. RefSeq names its product dynein axonemal heavy chain 1 (gene DNAH1). NCBI's taxonomy places the organism in Eukaryota, Metazoa, Chordata, Mammalia, Eulipotyphla, Soricidae. The transcript is spliced from 77 exons. Gene Ontology annotation, biological process: microtubule-based movement. The record is from RefSeq and is a predicted model, not a curated record. Gene Ontology annotation, molecular function: dynein light intermediate chain binding; ATP binding; minus-end-directed microtubule motor activity. Bases 1 to 12801 code for a protein of 4266 amino acids. Gene Ontology annotation, cellular component: dynein complex.
AUGGAGCAGCCCCAGGGAGAAGACGAGGCCCCCCAGGGGAAGAAGAUCUUCAGCUUUCCUGGGGCCCGGAGGAGUCUUCUGAACUCUGACAGGAGCCAAGAGCAAGGCUUGAGGAACAACUCGGACCCCGAUGUGGUGGCGGGGAGUAGUUCUCUAACCCCUGACUCCAGACCCCCACCUUUCCCUGUGCCCUUGCCGGUGACCCCAGUCGUCCCCACAGACUUGACACAGCCUCGGAAGUUGCCCCUGAUGGGCCAUGACAAGAAGUAUCCCCUGAUGAAGCAGCGUGGCUUCUACUCGGAUAUCCUCACGCCAGGAUCCUUGGAACAGCUUGGGGAAGUCUGCCGUGGCCCCUUGGUGAAACAGGACCUCCUGCGGGUGGCCGAACUCAACGAGUUCACCCCCAAAGUCAGCACCUUUGAGAUUCCGCAGAACUUCCAGGACAUGCUGGAGAAGCAGCACACGGGGGCCACCACCCAGCUGCUCACCGACACGGACUUCCCGCUGCAGGCCUACGAGCCCAAGGUUCAGGUGCCCUUCCUGGUGCUGACUGGCCAGUGCCCCCGCAAGAUUGAAAUCGAGAGGAGGAAGCGACUGUACAUGAGCCUGGACAUUGAGAAGCUCCUGGCUGCAGAGGGCAUCGACUCCAACAACCUCAUGCCCAGGCACCUAGACCCCCAAAACCCUCAUACCAUUGAGCAGGGCCACGACCCGCUCUUCCCCACCUACCUUCCCCUGAAGGUAUUUGACAAUGAGGAGUUUGACUGCCGAACUCCCACAGAGUGGAUCAACAUGGGCUUGGAGCCAGGGUCUCAGGACAGGAAGCCUGUGCCCGGGAAAGCCCUCCUGCCCACUGACGACAUCCUGGGGCACGAGGACCCCAAGAGUCCCCAGCUGAAGUAUGAAUGGCACCAAGUUGGGGUACUAGACUAUGACCCAGAGAAGAAGCUGUACCUGGUGCACAAGACAGAUGACCACGGCUUGGUGCGGGAUGAGAUGGGGGAACCCAUCCUGAAUGGCGGCAUGACACCUCAAGGAAGGAAGCCCCUCAUGAGCUGCCAGUACUGGGUGCCGCGGGUCCAGCUGCUCUUCUGCGCGGAGGACCCCCGGGUGUUCACCCAGCGUGUGGUCCAAGCCAACAACUUGCGCAAGAACACGGAGGCGCUGCUGCUGUACAACCUGUACGUGGACUGCAUGCCUUGCGAGGGCCAGCGCGUGAUCAACGAGCAGAGCCUGGGCAGGAUCAAGCAGUGGGCCAUGAGCACGCCCCGGAUGCGCAAGGGACCCUUGGCACUGGAGCACCUCAACAAUCUCUCCAAAGAGGUCAGCCUGGACUACGAGCGCAGCAUGAACAAGAUCAACUUUGACCGGAUCGUCUCCUCCAAGCCCGAGACAUUCUUCUACGUGACCCUGCCGGAGAAGGAGGAGGAGAAGGUGCCCCCAAAAGGCCUGGUGAGCGUCCCCAAGUACCCCUUCCUGGAGCAGAAGGAGGACUUCACUUUCGUGUCCCUGCUCACGCGGCUGGAGGUCAUCACAGCCCUCAGCAAGGUGCGGGCCGAGUGCAACAAGGUGACGGCGAUGACCCUGUUCCACUCGAACCUCUCCAAGUCCAGCCGCCUGGAGGAGUUUGAGCAGAUCCAGUCCCAGACCUUCACCCAGGUGCAGAUGUUCCUCAAGGACUCCUGGAUCAGCACGCUCAAGGUGGCCCUGCGCAGCAGCCUGCGGGACAUGAGCAAGGGCUGGUACAACCUGUACGAGACCAGCUGGGAGGUGUACCUCAUGUCCAAGCUGCGCAAGCUGAUGGAGCUGAUCAAGUACAUGCUGCAGGACACGCUGCGCUUCCUGGUGCAGGACUCGCUGAGCAGCUUCUCCCAGUUCAUCAGCGACGCCUGCUGCAGCGUGCUCGACUGCCCCAGCGACAUGGUCUGGGGCGACGACCUCAUCAACAGCCCCUACAGGCCACGCAAGAACCCUCUCUUCAACGUGGACCUGGUGCUGGACAACACAGGGGUGCACUACAGCACGCCCCUGGAACACUUUGAGACCUCUCUGCUCAACCUCUUCGACAAGGGCAUCCUGGCCACACACGCAGUGCCCCAUCUGGAGAAGCUGGUGAUGGAGGACAUCUUCAUCAGCGGCAACCCUCUGCUCGAGUCGGUGGGGCUCCACGAGCCUCUGGUGGAGGAGCUGCGGGCCACCAUUGCCAACGCCAUCCGCAAGGCCAUGAUCCCGCUGCAGGCCUAUGCCAAGGGGUACCAGAAGUACCUGGAGCUGAACAACAACGACAUCUCCACCUUCCUCAAGGCCUUCCAGUCACAGCCCCUGUCGGCCGAGGUGGUGCGGGAGGUGGUGGUCACCCACCUUCGAGAGAAAGAGAUCCUGGACAACUCACUGCCCAGCAGCCUUGUCAUUGGGCCCUUCUACAUCAACGUGGACAAUGUCAAGCAGAGCCUGUCCAAGAAGCGCAAGGCCCUGGCCACGUCCAUGCUUGACAUCCUGGCCAAGAACCUGCACACGGAGGUGGAGAGUAUCUGCGAGAAUUUCCGCAGCAUCAGCCGCAAGAUUUACGAGAAGCCCAACAGCAUCGAGGAGCUGGCUGAGAUUCGCGAGUGGAUGAAGGGCAUCCCCGAGAAGCUGUCGGAUCUGGAGGAGCGCAUCAGGAAGGUCAUGGAAGACUACCAGGUCUUGGACGAGUUCUUCUACAGCCUGAGCAUGGAGGACUUCAAUGACAAAUGGGCCGCCAGCAACUGGCCCUCCAAGAUCCUCUCGCAGAUCGAGAUGGUGUGUCAGCAGCACAUAGAGGAGGAGGAGAAGUUCCGCAAAAUCCAGCUCAUGGAUCAAAACAACUUCCAGGAGAAGCUGGAAGGACUACAGCUGGUGGUGGCUGGCUUCUCCAUGCACGUGGAUAUCACACGAGCCCACGAGAUUGCCAACGAGGCACGGCGGGUCAAGAAGCAGCUGAAGGACUGCCAGCAGCUGGCCAUGCUCUACAAUAACCGCGAGCGCAUCUUCGGCCUGCCCAUCACCAAUUAUGACAAACUCAACAGGAUGGUGAAGGACUUCCAGCCCUACCUGGACCUCUGGACCACAGCCUCCGACUGGAUGCGCUGGUCCGAGAGCUGGAUGAACGACCCCCUGUCGGCCAUCGACUCGGAGCAGCUGGAGAAGAACGUCAUCGAGUCCUUCAAGACCAUGCACAAGUGUGCGAAGCAGUUCAAGGACAUCACUGCCUGCCAGGAGGUGGCCCUGGACAUCCGCUCGCGCAUCGAGGAGUUCAAGCCCUACAUCCCGCUGAUCCAGGGGCUGCGGAACCCAGGCAUGCGCAGCCGCCACUGGGACGACCUGUCCAACGAGAUCAACAUCAACGUCAGGCCCAAGGCCAACCUGACUUUCUCCCGCUGCCUGGAGAUGAACCUCCAGGACCACAUCGAGAGCAUCAGCAAGGUGGCCGAGGUGGCCAGCAAGGAGUACGCCAUCGAGCAGGCCCUGGACAAAAUGGAGAAGGAGUGGUCAACCAUCCUGUUCAACGUGCUGCCCUACAAGGAGACGGACACUUACAUCCUCAAGAGCCCGGACGAGGCGUCCCAGCUGCUGGACGACCACAUUGUCAUGACCCAGAGCAUGUCCUUCUCGCCGUACAAGAAGCCUUUUGAGAUGCGCAUCAGCUCCUGGGAGAACAAGCUGAAGCUGACCCAGGAGGUGCUGGAGGAGUGGCUCAACUGCCAGCGGUCCUGGCUCUACCUGGAGCCCAUCUUCAGCUCUGAGGACAUCAACCGGCAGCUGCCCGUGGAGAGCAAGCGCUACCAGACCAUGGAGCGGAUCUGGAGGAAGAUCAUGAAGAACGUCUACGAGAACCGGGAGGUGAUCAAUGUGUGUUCGGACCAAAGGCUGCUGGACAGCCUGCGGGACUGCAACAAGCUGCUGGACAUGGUGCAGAAGGGCCUCAGCGAGUACCUGGAGACCAAGCGCAGCGCCUUCCCCAGGUUCUACUUCCUGUCGGAUGAUGAGCUCUUGGAGAUCCUGUCCCAGACUAAGGACCCCACAGCCGUGCAGCCCCACCUGCGCAAGUGCUUCGAGAACAUCAACCGGCUGCUCUUCCAGGAGGACCUGGAGAUCACACACAUGUACUCGGCCGAAGGGGAGGAGGUGGAGCUGUCCACCUCCAUCUACCCGUCCAGCAACGUGGAGGACUGGCUCCGGGAGGUGGAGCGCAGCAUGAAGAGCAGCCUGCGGGACAUCAUCGAGAGGGCCAUCAGGGCCUACCCCACGAUGACCAGGACCACCUGGGUUCUCAGCUGGCCAGGCCAGGUGACCAUAGCUGGCUGCCAGACCUUCUGGACCCUGGAGGUGUCAGAGGCCCUGGAGAUUGGCAACCUCCGCACGGAGCUAUUUCCCAAGCUGGGCCUCCAGCUCAGCGACCUGGUGGGCCUGGUUCGGGGGAAGCUGUCCCGCAUCCAGCGAGCCGUGCUGUCGGCGCUGAUCGUCAUCGAGGUGCACGCCAAGGACGUGGUGAGCAAGCUGAUCAUGGAGGAGGUGGUCAGCGUGAAUGCCUUCGAGUGGAUCUCACAGCUGAGGUACUACUGGACAAACAACCACCUGUACAUCCGGGCCGUGAACGCCGAGUUUAUCUAUGGCUACGAGUACCUCGGAAAUACCGGGAGGCUGGUGAUCACACCCCUGACCGACAGGUGCUACCUGACCCUCACUGGGGCCCUGCACCUCAAGUUUGGGGGUGCCCCAGCGGGCCCAGCUGGCACAGGGAAAACAGAGACCACCAAAGACCUGGGUAAGGCCUUGGCCAUCCAGACCGUGGUGUUCAACUGCUCCGACCAGCUCGACUUCAUGGCCAUGGGCAAGUUCUUCAAGGGUCUGGCCAGUGCGGGAGCCUGGGCCUGCUUCGACGAGUUCAACCGCAUCGACAUAGAGGUGCUGUCGGUGGUGGCGCAGCAGAUCACCACCAUCCAGAAGGCUCAGCAGCAGCGGGUGGAGCGCUUCUUGUUUGAGGGCGUGGAGAUCCCCCUGGUGCCUUCCUGCGCUGUGUUCAUCACCAUGAACCCGGGGUACGCCGGCCGCACGGAGCUGCCUGACAACCUGAAGGCGCUCUUCCGGCCCGUGGCCAUGAUGGUCCCGGACUACACCAUGAUCGCAGAGAUCUCCCUCUACUCCUUUGGCUUCAACGAGGCCAAGGUGCUGGCCAAGAAGAUCACGACCACCUUCAAGCUGUCCUCAGAGCAACUUAGCUCCCAGGAUCACUAUGACUUUGGGAUGAGGGCAGUGAAGACUGUCAUCUCCGCUGCCGGGAACCUCAAGAGAGAGAACCCCAACAUGGAUGAGGAGCUGAUCUGCCUCAGGGCCAUCCGAGACGUGAAUGUGCCCAAGUUCCUACAGGAUGACCUCAAGCUCUUCUCUGGGAUCGUGUCCGACCUUUUCCCCAACAUCCGGGAGGAGGAGACGGACUACGGCAUCCUGGACAAGGCCAUCCGCAAGGCCUGUGAGACGAACAACCUCAAGGAUGUGGAUGGCUUCCUGAGGAAGUGCAUCCAGCUAUACGAGACCACCGUGGUGCGGCACGGCCUCAUGCUCGUUGGGCCCACCGGCUCCGGCAAGAGCAAAUGUUACAGAGUGCUGGCGGACGCCAUGACCUCGCUGAAAGGGCAGCCGUCCAUCAGCGGAGGCGUGUACGAGGCCGUCAACUACUUCGUGGUCAACCCCAAGUCCAUCACCAUGGGCCAGCUCUACGGGGAGUUCGACCUGCUCACCCACGAGUGGACAGAUGGGAUUUUCUCCUCCCUCAUCCGGGCGGGGGCCAUCGCCGCCGACAGCAGCAAGAAGUGGUACAUGUUUGACGGGCCCGUGGACGCCGUCUGGAUUGAGAACAUGAACACAGUGCUGGACGACAACAAGAAGCUGUGCCUCAGCUCCGGGGAGAUCAUCAAGCUCACUGAGGAGAUGACCAUGAUGUUUGAGGUCCAGGACCUGGCGGUGGCCUCGCCAGCCACGGUCUCGCGCUGCGGCAUGGUGUACCUGGAGCCCAGCAUCCUGGGGCUCAUGCCCUUUGUCGAGUGCUGGCUGAGGAGGCUCCCUGCCCUGCUCAGGCCCUACGAGGAGACGUUCAAGGGCCUCUUUGUCUCCUUUCUCGAGGACUCCAUCACGUUCAUCCGCUCCUCGGUGAAAGAAGUGAUCGCCUCCACCAACAGCAACCUGGUCGCGAGUCUCCUCAAGCUCCUGGACUGCUUCUUCAAGCCCCUUCUGCCUAAGGAGGGACACCGGAAGUUCCCCUCGGAGAAGCUAAGCCGCAUCCCAGAGCUCAUCGAACCCUGGUUCAUCUUCGCCCUGGUCUGGAGCGUGGGUGCCACCAGUGACAACUACAGUCGCUUGGGGUUUAGCCUGUGGCUCAGGAACAAGAUGAAAACGGAAAACCUGAGCCUGCUCUUCCCGGAGGAGGGGCUAGUGUUCGACUACAGGUUGGACGAUGCAGGCAUCAGCAACGUGAAUGAGGAGGAAGAGGAAGAGGAGGAUGCCAAGCAGGUCAGCUGGGUGAAGUGGAUGAACGGCUCCAUGCCCUUCACCAUGGCCCCCGACACCAACUACUGCGACAUCAUCGUCCCCACCAUGGACACCGUGCGCAUGUCCUAUCUGCUGGGCAUGCUGCUCACCAGCCACAAGCCCGUGCUGUGCAUCGGGCCCACGGGCACGGGGAAGACCCUCACCAUCGCCGACAAGCUGCUCCGGAACCUGCCUGUGGAGUACAUCAGCCACUUCCUUACCUUCUCGGCCCGUACCUCGGCCAACCAGACUCAGGACCUCAUCGACAGCAAGCUGGACAAGAGACGGAAGGGUGUGUUUGGGCCACCCCUGGGGCGCAACUUCAUCUUCUUCAUUGACGACCUGAACAUGCCGGCCCUGGAGACAUACGGGGCCCAGCCACCCAUUGAGCUGCUUCGCCAGUGGAUGGACCACGACGGCUGGUAUGACCGCAAGAUCAUCGGUGCCUUCAAGAAGUUGGUGGACAUCAACUUUGUGUGUGCCAUGGGCCCCCCGGGCGGAGGCAGGAACCCCAUCACCCCACGACUCACACGCCACUUCAACUACCUGUCCUUUACCGAGAUGGAGGAGGUCAGCAAGAAGCGCAUUUUCUCCACCAUCCUGGACAGCUGGAUGGGUGGACUCCUCGGAGAGAAGAGUUACCGGGAGCCUGUGCCGGGUGCCCCCCACAUCACCCAGUUCACGAAUCCACUCGUGGAAGCCACCAUCAUGGUCUACACCACCAUCACCUCCCAGCUGCUGCCCACGCCAGCCAAGUCCCACUACACCUUCAACCUGCGUGACCUCUCCAAGGUGUUCCAGGGCAUGCUCAUGGCCGACCCGGCCAAGGUGGCGGACAAGGUGCAGCUGCUGCGGCUGUGGUACCACGAGUCCUGCCGCGUGUUCCGUGACCGCCUGGUGGACGACGAAGACCGCAGCUGGUUUGACAAGCUCCUGGAGUCGUGCAUGGAGCGCUGGAAGGUGACCUUUGAGGAGGUCUGCCCCAUCCAGCCCAUCCUCUACGGGGACUUCAUGUCGCCGGGCAGUGACGUCAAGACGUACGAGCUCAUCACCGACGAGACAAAGAUGAUGCAGGUGCUCGAGGAGUACAUCGAGGACUACAAUCAGAUCAACACGGCCAAGCUGAAGCUGGUCCUCUUCAUGGACGCCAUGAGCCACGUGUGCCGCAUCAGCCGCACGCUGCGCCAGGCUCUGGGCAACGCGCUGCUGCUGGGCGUGGGGGGCAGCGGCCGCAGCUCCCUCACCCGGCUCGCCACACACAUGGCAGAGUACGAGUGCUUCCAGAUUGAACUCUCCAAGAACUACGGCAUGGCCGAGUGGCGUGAAGACAUCAAGAAGGUCUUGCUGAAGGCUGGCCUGCACAACAUGCCCCUCACCUUCCUGUUCGUGGACACCCAGAUCAAAAAUGAGUCCUUCCUGGAGGACAUCAACAACAUCCUGAACUCGGGGGACAUUCCCAACCUCUACUCCUUAGACGAGCAGGAACAGAUCGUCAACACCAUGCGGCCCAUCGUCCAGGAGCAGGGCCUGCAGCCCACCAAGGCCAACCUCAUGGCCGCCUACACCAGCCGCGUGCGCAGCAACAUCCACCUGGUGUUGUGCAUGAGCCCCAUCGGAGAGGUCUUCCGAGCCCGCCUGCGGCAGUUCCCCUCCCUGGUCAACUGUUGCACCAUUGACUGGUUUAACGAGUGGCCGACAGAUGCCCUGAACUCGGUGGCUUCCAUGUCCCUGAAUGAGAUCCCGGAGCUGGAGGCCAACACAAUGUUAAUUAAAGGAAUGACUCAGGUCUGCGUGUUCAUCCACCAGUCGGUGGCCAAGAAGUGUGGUGAGUACCUGGCCGAGCUAGCCCGCCACAACUAUGUGACGCCCAAGAGCUACCUGGAGCUGCUGAAUAUUUUCUCGGUCCUCAUUGGGCAGAAGAAACAAGAACUGAAAACCGCCAAGCACCGCAUGAAGAGUGGCCUGGACAAGCUGCUUCGUACUGCAGAGGAUGUGGCCAAGAUGCAGGAGGAGCUGGAGAUCAUGCGCCCCCUGCUGGAAGAGGCCGCCAAGGACACCAUGAUCACCAUGGAGCAGAUCAAGGAUGACACAGCCCUCGCCGAGGAGACCCGGAAAUCAGUGCAGGCAGAGGAGAACAAGGCCAACGAGAAGGCUAAGAAGGCGCAAGCUAUCGCCGACGAUGCCCAGAAGGACCUGGAUGAGGCGCUGCCCGCCCUGGACGCAGCCCUGGCCAGUCUACGCAACCUCAACAAGAAUGACGUGACCGAGGUACGCGCCAUGCAGCGGCCGCCCCCGGGCGUGAAGCUGGUCAUCGAAGCUGUGUGCAUCAUGAAGGGCAUCAAGCCCAAGAAAGUCCCCGGGGAGAAGCCUGGCACCAAGGUGGAUGACUACUGGGAGCCCGGCAAGGGGCUGCUGCAGGACCCGGGCCGCUUCCUCGAGAGCCUCUUCAAGUUUGACAAGGACAAUAUAGGGGAGGCGGUGAUCAAAGCCAUCCAGCCAUACAUCGACAACGACGAGUUCCAGCCAGCCGCCAUCGCCAAGGUGUCCAAAGCCUGCACGUCCAUCUGCCAGUGGGUGCGCGCCAUGCACAAGUACCAUUUUGUGGCCAAGGCCGUGGAGCCCAAGCGGCAAGCCCUGGCGGAAGCCCAGGAAGACCUGGAAUUGACGCAGAAGAUCCUGGAGGAGGCGAAGACGCGCCUGCAGGAGGUGGAGAGUGGCAUCUUCACGCUACAGGCCAAGUACCGUGAAUGCAUCGCCAAGAAAGAAGAGCUGGAGCAGAAAUGCGAACAGUGUGAGCAGCGGCUGGGACGUUCCGACAAGCUUAUCAACGGCCUGUCGGAUGAGAAGGUGCGCUGGAAGGAGACCGUGGAGAACCUGGAGGACAUGCUGAACAACAUCACGGGCAACGUGCUGGUGGCCUCGGGCUUCGUGGCUUACCUGGGCCCGUUCACGGGCCAUUACCGCACGGUGCUCUUUGAGAGCUGGGUCCAGCAGCUCAAUGUCUACAAAGUCCCCCACAGUGAGGAGCCCACGCUGAUCGGGACGCUGGGGAACCCCGUGAAGAUCCGCUCGUGGCAGAUCGCCGGCCUCCCGAAUGACACCCUCUCCGUGGAGAACGGGGUCAUCAGCCAGUUCUCCCAGCGCUGGACUCACUUCAUUGACCCUCAGGGUCAGGCCAACAAAUGGAUCAAGAACUUGGAGAGGGACAGCGGGCUGGACGUGUUCAAGCUGAGUGACCGAGACUUCCUGCGCAGCUUGGAGAAUGCCAUCCGCUUUGGCAAGCCCUGCCUUCUGGAGAAUGUGGGCGAAGAGCUGGACCCGGCCCUGGAGCCGGUGCUGCUCAAGCAGACUUACAAGCAGCAGGGGAACACGGUGAUGAAGCUGGGGGACACGGUGAUCCCCUACCACGAGGACUUCAGGAUGUACAUCACCACCAAGCUGCCCAACCCGCACUACACGCCCGAGGUCUUCACCAAGCUCACCAUCAUCAACUUCACCCUCUCACCCAGUGGCCUGGAGGACCAGCUGUUGGGCCAGGUGGUGGCUGAGGAGCGACCUGACCUAGAGGAAGCCAAGAACCAGCUCAUCGUCAGCAACGCCAAGAUGCGACAGGAGCUGAAGGACAUCGAGGACCAGAUCCUGCUGCGGCUCAGCUCCUCCGAGGGCAACCCUGUGGACGACAUGGAGCUUAUCAAAGUGCUCGAGGCUUCCAAGGCGAAAGCCGCUGAAAUCCAGUCCAAAGUCAGGAUCGCGGAGCAGACCGAGAAGGACAUCGACCUCACACGCAUGGAGUACAUCCCUGUGGCCGUCCGCACCCAGAUUCUCUUCUUCUGUGUGUCUGACCUGGCCAACGUGGACCCCAUGUACCAGUACUCCCUCGAGUGGUUUCUCAACAUCUUCCUCUCAGGCAUCGCCAACUCCGAGAGGGCAGAAAACCUGAAGAAGCGCAUCGCCAACAUCAACCGCUACCUGACCUUCAGCCUGUACAGCAACGUCUGCCGCAGCCUCUUUGAGAAGCACAAGCUGAUGUUUGCUUUCUUGCUUUGCGUCCGCAUCAUGAUGAACGAGGGCAAGAUUAACAAGAAUGAGUGGCGCUACCUGCUGUCCGGGGGCCCCAUCCAGGAUGAUGCGAUGGAGAACCCCGCCCCGAGCUGGCUGUCGGACAGAAACUGGCGUGACAUCGUGGCCCUCUCCAACCUGCCAACCUUCGCCUCACUCUCCACCGACUUCGUGAAGCACCUCUCAGAGUUCCAGGUCAUCUUUGACAGCCCUGAGCCCCACCGGGAGCCUCUGCCUGGUAUCUGGGACCAGUACCUGGACCAGUUCCAGAAGCUGCUGGUGCUCCGCUGCCUGCGUGGGGACAAGGUUACCAAUGCCAUGCAGGACUUUGUGUCCUCCAACCUGGAGCCACGCUUCAUUGAGCCACAAACUGCCAACCUGUCGGUGGUGUUCAAAGACUCCAACGCCGCCACACCCCUCAUCUUUGUGCUGUCUCCGGGCACUGACCCCGCCGCUGACCUCUACAAGUUCGCUGAAGAGAUGAAGUUCUCCAAGAAGCUCUCUGCCAUCUCCCUGGGCCAGGGCCAGGGACCUCGUGCAGAAGCCAUGAUGCGCAGUUCCAUAGAGAGGGGCAAGUGGGUCUUCUUCCAGAACUGCCACCUGGCACCCAGCUGGAUGCCAGCGCUAGAGCGCCUCAUCGAGCACAUCAAUCCUGACAAGGUGCACCGGGACUUCCGCCUGUGGCUCACUAGUCUGCCUAGCAACAAAUUCCCAGUGACCAUCCUGCAGAACAGCUCCAAGAUGACUAUCGAGCCGCCGCGUGGCGUCAAGGCCAACCUGCUCAAGUCCUACAGCAGCCUCAGCGACGACUUCCUCAACUCCUGUCACAAGACGCUGGAGUUCAAGUCCCUGCUGCUAUCUCUGUGCCUCUUCCACGGGAACGUGCUGGAGCGCCGCAAGUUUGGGCCUUUGGGCUUCAACAUCCCCUAUGAGUUCACGGACGGGGAUUUGCGCAUCUGCAUCAGCCAGCUCAAGAUGUUCCUGGACGAGUACGACAGCAUUCCCUACAAGGUUCUCAAGUACACGGCGGGGGAGAUCAACUACGGGGGCCGAGUCACGGACGACUGGGACCGCCGCUGCAUCAUGAACAUCCUGGAAGACUUCUACAGUCCCCUGGUGCUCUUCCCCGAGCACACCUACAGCGCCUCGGGGGUCUACCACCAGAUCCAACCCACCUACGACCUCAACGGCUACCUCUCCUACAUCAAAGGUCUCCCACUCAACGACAUGCCUGAGAUCUUUGGUCUCCAUGACAACGCCAACAUCACCUUCGCCCAGAAUGAGACUUUUGCUCUUUUUGGUGCCAUCAUCCAGCUGCAACCAAAGUCUUCCUCAGUGGGCAGCCAGGACCAAGAGGAGGUAGUACAGGAUGUAGCCCAGAACAUUUUGCUCAAGAUCCCCGAACCCAUCAACUUGCAGUUUGUGAUGGCCAAGUACCCAGUGCUAUAUGAGGAGUCCAUGAACACGGUGCUAGUCCAAGAGGUCAUCCGGUACAACCGGCUGCUACAGGUGAUCUCCCAGUCACUGCAAGACUUGCUCAAGGCCCUCAAGGGGCUGGUGGUGAUGUCGUUGGAGCUGGAGCUGAUGGCAGCCAGCCUGUACAACAACAGUGUGCCUGAGCUCUGGAAGGCCAAAGCCUACCCAUCACUGAAGCCUCUUUCCUCUUGGGUCAUGGACCUGCUUCAGCGCCUAGACUUCUUGAAUUCCUGGAUCCAGGGAGGCAUCCCGGCUGUCUUCUGGAUCAGUGGCUUCUUCUUCCCCCAGGCUUUCCUGACAGGCACACUGCAGAAUUUUGCUCGCAAAAAUGUCAUUUCCAUUGACACCAUCUCCUUUGAUUUUAAGGUGGUGAGCAUGCCAGUAGCGCAGAUUACAAGGCCCCAAGAAGGGUGCUACAUCUACGGGCUGUUCCUGGAAGGUGCCCGCUGGGACCCUGUGGCCUUCCAGCUGGCCGAGUCUCGGCCCAAAGAGCUCUAUACAGAGAUGGCUGUUAUCUGGCUCCUGCCAGUGGCCCAUCGCAGCGUCCAGGACCAGAACUUCUACCUGUGCCCCAUCUAUAAGACGCUGACCCGAGCUGGGACACUAUCCACCACAGGCCACUCCACCAACUAUGUCAUCGCAGUGGAAAUCCCCACAGACCAGUCCCAGCGACACUGGAUAAAGCGUGGCGUGGCCCUCAUCUGUGCCCUGGACUACUAG